Molecule: messenger RNA, 660 nt
Organism: Closterium sp. Yama58-4
Lineage: Eukaryota; Viridiplantae; Streptophyta; Zygnematophyceae; Desmidiales; Closteriaceae
Source: the annotation of a GenBank genome assembly
AUGUCUGACGCGCUUCGCCCGUGCGUUGCGCGGCGCGGGAAAGCGCAUUCAAUCCGCGCGCAAGAUGUGCGGCGGGAGAUCUUUGGGGGGGACGCGAAGGGGGAGCCGCGCAGGGAGGCGGAGGAGGCGGCGUGGGGAGCGCUGCGGAGGGACAUGUUUCCGCCCGGAUUCCUGUUUGGCACCGCCACUGCCGCGUAUCAGGUGGAGGGAGCAGCGCGGGAAGGAGGGCGAGGAGCCAGCAUCUGGGACGUGUUCUCCCACACACCAGGUGGGGUAGCAGGGCAGGUGCGGUGGCAGGGCAGGUGCGGUGGCAGGGCAGGCGCGGUGGCAGGGCAGGCGCGGUGGCAGGGCAGGUGCGGUGGCAGGGCAGGUGCGGUGGCAGGGCAGGUGCGGUGGCAGGGCAGGUGCGGUGGCAGGGCAGGUGCGGUGGCAGGGCAGGUGCGGUGGCAGGGCAGGUGCGGUGGCAGGGCAGGUGCGGUGGCAGGGCAGGUGCGGUGGCAGGGCAGGUGCGGUGGCAGGGCAGGUGCGGUGGCAGGGCAGGUGCGGUGGCAGGGCAGGUGCGGUGGCAGGGCAGGUGCGGUGGCAGGGCAGGUGCGGUGGCAGGGCAGGUGCGGUGGCAGGGCAGGUGCGGUGGCAGGGCAGGUUCUGUACAUGUUGUAA